CGAGGCGGAGGAAGGACGCAAGGACUCGAGAGGCAGUUUCUUUUGUGAUUCUUUUUUGGAAAUCGAGGUGAAAUGGCCGCCGCUACGGACGUCGUGAUCGAUCAGCGCAUUCGGGACAUUCAGAGAGAGUACUUGGAGUUUUUGGAAGAUGAUGAAGACUCCGGCGUGUACACUCAGCUGGUGCGCGACAUGGUGGCCAAUGGGGACUGCCGCUUGAACGUCAACAUCAACGACCUGCGCAAGAAGAACCCCCAGCGUGCCUCAGGCCUCUUGAGCUCUGCCUUCGAGGAACUGCCAGCAUUCCACCGGGCAUUAAAGGAAUUUGUGGCCGCAGUCGACACCAACUAUGCCAAGACCACAGAGGAGUUGUUUGUGGGUUUCGAGGGCAGUUUCGGCAGCAAGCAUGUGUCUCCGAGGACGCUCAACACCAGGAACCUUGGCAAUUUGGUGUGCGUCGAAGGCAUUGUGACCAAAUGUUCCCUUGUGAGGCCAAAGGUAGUGAGGUCUGUCCAUUAUUGCCCAACCACCAAGAAAACUUUGGAGCGAAGAUACACAGACAUGACUUCUUACGACCCUUAUCCAUCCACUGCCAUCUAUCCUACCAAGGAUGAUGACGGAAACCUUUUGGAAACUGAGUAUGGGUUGUGCGUAUAUAAGGAUCAUCAGACCAUAACCAUUCAGGAGAUGCCUGAGAAGUCUCCUGCUGGUCAACUGCCUCGCUCUGUUGACAUCGUUCUUGACAAUGACCUGGUUGACAAGUGUAAACCUGGAGACAGGGUUCAGAUUGUUGGCAUCUAUCGCUGUCUGCCCAACAAGCAGGGAGGUUUCACCAGUGGCACAUUCCGUACCAUCCUCAUUGCCAACAACAUAAUCCUUAUGAACAAGGAAGUGUCUCCCCACAUCUCAACAGACGAUGUCUACAAGUGCAAGAAAUUCUCCAAGCAGAAAGGACUUGAUGUAUUUGAGUUGCUCUCGAAGUCCCUUGCUCCCAGUAUCCAUGGUCAUGAGUACAUUAAGAAGGCUCUCCUCUGCAUGUUGCUUGGGGGUGUGGAGAAGGUGCUGCCCAACGGAACAAGGCUCAGGGGUGAUAUCAACGUUUUGUUGAUUGGUGACCCUUCAGUGGCCAAGUCCCAGCUCCUCCGAUAUGUACUGCACACUGCUCCUCGUGCUAUCACAACAACUGGUCGUGGGUCCUCAGGUGUAGGUCUCACUGCUGCUGUCACCACUGAUAAUGAAACUGGAGAAAGAAGAUUGGAGGCUGGUGCUAUGGUCUUAGCUGACAGGGGCAUUGUCUGUAUUGACGAGUUUGACAAGAUGAGUGACAUGGACAGAACAGCCAUCCACGAAGUCAUGGAACAGGGAAGAGUUACCAUCUCAAAGGCUGGUAUUCAUGCUCGUCUGAAUGCCAGGUGCUCGGUCCUUGCUGCUGCCAACCCAGUGUAUGGUCGAUACGAUCAGUACAAGACUCCCAUGGAGAACAUUGGGUUGCAGGAUUCUCUCCUGUCACGUUUUGAUUGUCUGUUUAUCAUGCUGGAUAUUGCUGACCCUGAGAGUGACCGCAAGAUUUCUGACCAUGUGGUGCGCAUGCAUCGUUACAGAGCUGCACAUGAGCAGGAUGGUGAAGCUCUGCCCAUGGGUCUUGGUGUGGAUAUGCUGUCAACUCAGAAUCCAGAUGAAGCAGAGGAUGAGGGAGUUGACACACCCAUCUAUGAAAAAUAUGAUGCUCUCCUCCAUGGCAGCCUGCGAUCCAAGAAGGACAAGAUUGUAAGCAUGAAGUUCAUGAGAAAGUACAUCCACAUCGCCAAGAGCAUCAAGCCAACACUGAGCAAAGAAGCAUCUGAGGUCAUUGCCGAGGAGUAUUCUCGCCUGCGUUCCCAAGACACAGAACACACAGACAUGGCAAGAACUCAACCGGUAACUGCUCGAGCUUUGGAAACUCUGAUCCGUCUGUCAACUGCUCAUGCCAAGGCCAGGCUGUCUCGUGUUGUGGAAGUAGAAGAUGCAGAAUCUGCAAUUGAAAUGGUAUCCUAUGCCUACUUCAAGAAGGUUAUGGAGAAGAAGAAGCGCAAGAAGGAUGAUGAAGAGAGUGCAACAGAGACAGAAGGAGAAGAGGAGGAAGAGGAGGGAGGAAAGAAGAGGAAGAGGAAGCCCACUGGUGAUCAGCCAAAGAGGUCCAAGAAGGCAAAGAAGCAGCCUGGUGAAGAGGGAUAUGACCCAUAUGACAUUGACAGCGCAGAAGAGGAGGAUCCCAUGUCCCCAACGCCAGCAACAGUACGAAGCACAGUCAGCCGCUCAUCUCGAACCAUGGACGAGACUAGCGUUAGUUCAGCACCCAAGGAAAUUGCUGCUGAUAGACUGACAGCGUUUAAGGCCUCUCUGACAAAGUUGUUUAAGGAGGACCGAGCCCAGACCCUCUCCAUGUCGAGACUAAAGGAAUUCAUGGCUAAAGAGCAUGCAUCCAGUCCAUUCAGUCAAGAUGAGAUUGAUGCUGCCCUAGAGAAGAUGUCCGAUGCCAACCAGAUCAUGGCUGCUGACGAGAUGAUCUUCCUAAUUUAAGUCCUUUACCUCUUCCAGUGACAAAGUACCUAGGAGUAGUUCAGGACUAUGUGAUAAGGUUGAAAUAUGUGAUUAGUUUUGGAAAUUGUUAUUAUAUUGCCUUUCUGUUAUUCCUCUUAUUUCUGUUCCUGUAAACUUUUUCCUAGCUUUGUUAAAGAAGUUGGUAUGCUGGCUAGUGCUCAUGGCACAAAAAAAGCACUGCACUGGCCCUUACCAUCUAAACUUUUAUGUUCAUAGGCAAAACGUGUAAAUAUAUAUUUUUACCCCAUUUUAUACCAGUGAUAAAGAAAGCAAGCUGAAAUUCAGUUAGACAAAUCUCAAUAAACAUGUAAUCUGUAUUUUCAUAAACUUUCAAAAAGAGA
Messenger RNA from Penaeus indicus, 2918 nucleotides. It is a transcript of the gene Mcm3, whose product is annotated as zygotic DNA replication licensing factor mcm3-like. The coding region runs from base 73 to 2556 and encodes 827 amino acids. Gene Ontology annotation, biological process: DNA replication; double-strand break repair via break-induced replication; DNA strand elongation involved in DNA replication. The record is from RefSeq and is a predicted model, not a curated record. Gene Ontology annotation, cellular component: nucleus; MCM complex. Lineage: Eukaryota; Metazoa; Arthropoda; Malacostraca; Decapoda; Penaeidae. The transcript is spliced from 15 exons. Gene Ontology annotation, molecular function: ATP binding; single-stranded DNA helicase activity; ATP hydrolysis activity.